Messenger RNA from Brachypodium distachyon (stiff brome), 2246 nucleotides. RefSeq names its product beta-glucosidase BoGH3B. Lineage: Eukaryota; Viridiplantae; Streptophyta; Magnoliopsida; Poales; Poaceae. Bases 16 to 1977 code for a protein of 653 amino acids. The transcript has 7 exons. Gene Ontology annotation, molecular function: beta-glucosidase activity. The record is from RefSeq and is a predicted model, not a curated record. Gene Ontology annotation, biological process: glucan catabolic process.
CCAUCGGUUUCAUUCAUGGAGAUCAAUCUCAAGCUGCUACAGAAAGUCAGGCGGCGCCUGCUCCCGCUCCUGCGCCGGCACAGGAUGGCGCUGCUCACGGCGCCCGCGGUGUUCGCCGCGCUCCUGCUCUUCUGGUCGGCGGCGCUCGGCGACUACGCCGGGCCGCUGUACAAGGACCCGGCCCAGCCCGUGGAGGCCCGUGUCGCCGAUCUCCUGGGGAAGAUGACCCUGGCGGAGAAGAUCGGGCAGAUGACCCAGAUCGAGCGGCUCGUGGCGACUCCGGACGUGCUCAGGAACUACUUCGUCGGCAGCCUGCUGAGCGGCGGCGGGAGCGUGCCGCGGAAGGGGGCCACGGCGGCGGAGUGGGUGGCCAUGGUGAACGACUUCCAGAAGGCCUGCCUGUCCACGCGGCUCGGCAUCCCCAUGAUCUACGGCAUCGACGCAGUGCACGGCCACAACAACGUCUACGGCGCCACCAUCUUCCCCCACAACGUCGGCCUCGGCGCCACCAGGGACCCUUACCUCGUGAAGAGGAUCGGCGCCGCCACCGCGCUCGAGGUCCGCGCCACCGGCAUCCAGUACGCCUUCGCGCCCUGCAUCGCGGUGUGCAGAGAUCCGAGGUGGGGACGGUGCUACGAGAGCUACAGCGACGAUCCCCGGAUCGUGCAGUCCAUGACGGAGCUCAUCCCGGGCCUCCAGGGCGAUGUCCCCAAGGACUUCACCGCAGGCAUGCCUUACGUCGCCGGAAAGAACAAGGUGGCGGCGUGCGCGAAGCACUUUGUCGGCGACGGCGGCACGGUGAACGGCAUCAACGAGAACAACACCGUCAUCAACCGCGACGGCCUGAUGAGCAUCCACAUGCCGGCGUACCACAACGCCAUGCAGAAGGGUGUGUCCACCGUCAUGAUCUCCUACUCCAGCUGGAACGGGGUCAAGAUGCACGCCAACCAGGAUCUCAUCACCGGAUACCUCAAGAACACGCUCAACUUCAAGGGCUUCGUGAUCUCAGAUUGGGAGGGCAUUGACAGGAUCACAACACCUGCAGGAUCAAACUACCCUUACUCCGUUAAUGCUUCCAUCUCCGCCGGCCUUGACAUGAUCAUGGUGCCGAACAACUACCAGUCGUUCAUCAGCAUCCUGACCAACUUCGUCAACACCGGCGUGAUCCCCGUGAGCAGGAUCGACGACGCCGUGACCCGGAUCCUGCGCGUCAAGUUCACCAUGGGCCUGUUCGAGUACCCCUACGCCGAUUCCAGCUUGGCUGAUCAGCUCGGGAAGCAGGAACACAGAGACUUGGCGAGGGAGGCAGUGAGGAAGUCUCUGGUGCUCCUGAAGAACGACGAGGUGAGCAGCGGCAAGCCAUUGCUGCCGCUGCCGAAGAAGGCGACCAAGAUCCUCGUCGCCGGCAGCCACGCCGACAACCUGGGCUACCAGUGCGGCGGGUGGACGAUUGAAUGGCAGGGCGAUACGGGGCGCACCACCGUGGGCACGACGAUCCUCGACGCCGUGAAGGCGGCCGUGGACCCCAGCACGCAGGUGGUCUUCGCGGAGAACCCGAGCGCGGAGUUCGUCAAGGGCGGCGGCUUCUCCUACGCGAUCGUGGCCGUCGGGGAGCACCCGUACACGGAGACCAAGGGCGACAACCUGAACCUGACGAUCCCGGAGCCCGGGGUGAGCACGGUGGAGGCGGUGUGCGGGGCCGUGCCGUGCGCCACGGUGCUCAUCAGCGGGAGGCCCGUGGUGGUGCAGCCGCUCCUGGCCGCGUCCAAGGCGCUGGUGGCCGCCUGGCUGCCGGGCUCCGAGGGCCUCGGGAUCACCGACGCGCUCUUCGGGGACUACGGCUUCUCCGGGAAGCUGCCGCGGAACUGGUUCAGGUCCGUGGACCAGCUGCCGAUGAACGUCGGCGACAAGCAUUACGACCCGCUCUUCGGGCUCGGCUACGGCCUCACCACCAAGGGGACCAAGAACAACUACUAGACGGCUCAUCGUAUAACAAGAAACAAACGUAGUAGUAGUAUAAUGGGGAUAGGAAACUGGGAUAGGGAGUGGGGGUUGGAGAUGAACAGUGAGUUCUUUGCUUCCCCGGCUUCAUACCAUGCCGACCGACCAAAAGACCGAUCGAUAUGUUUCGCUCGGUUUUAUAUUACUGCUAUUCUUUUUUUUUACUUGCUCGCUGGUUGACUUGGUGUAUGUUGGGAUCUCAGUUCUGAGCAGUAAUAUCAAAUUGACGAGCGAUAUUUAAUUCA